AACCUGUCAGAUAGGGUGCAAUGAAAAUUAGAUAGAGUCAUAUUUUAAUACGAAUAUAGUUUAUUAAAAUUAUAUAGUUUAACCAAUUAAUAUUAUGUCAGCGGAACUGGAAAAUGAGUGGACAGAAAUAACAAAUGACGCUGGAAUUAAUUUCGACAAGAAACAGUACUGGUGGGCAAAAAUACUACAGAAUUAUAGUGCUGAAGGAAGACAAUAUCAUGAUUUACUAAGUCUGGAAGAGAAAUUUAAGCAUUUUCAAACAAUCAAAACACAGUUAAAGAAUCCAGUGGCAGUGGCUUUUGCAAUAUUUUUCCAAUACUUAGAGUAUAGCCCAAGACUGGUGGAUUAUAACAAGAAGAAUAUUGAGCUUUUCACAGAGUUUUUCAAGGACUGUGAACUUGGGCUGGAAAGUCUGCUGUACUCGGAUGUGAUCGUUCUGCUAGAAGCUGCAGACACCAGUAGCACAGAGGAGCACAAAACAGAUGGGGCCAUAGGAGCAGACGACAAACACUACUUCCUUGACCUUGAUAUGGUGGUGCUGGGAUCUUCCCCGGAGUCGUAUGCUGCCUACGCAGACAAGGUGAAACAGGAAUACCACUUCCUCCCGCCACCUGUGUACAAUGACUUGCGGGUCAAGGUUCUUCAAAACUUUCUACAGAUACCAAACAUAUUUGCAACCAAAGAAUUUAGGGAAAAGUACGAGGCACAAGCAAGAAGUAACAUUCAGAAGGAGGUGGAAUCACUGAAAUAAAAAAACACGCUUAUUAAAUGUAAUUGUAACCACAGAAAUAUAUGUGCUUAUGUAUAUAAU
Molecule: messenger RNA, 811 nt
Organism: Macrosteles quadrilineatus (aster leafhopper)
Lineage: Eukaryota; Metazoa; Arthropoda; Insecta; Hemiptera; Cicadellidae
Exons: 5
Coding region: 95-751 (218 amino acids)
Source: RefSeq, a predicted model, not a curated record